UGUGCAUAUAAUCCCCCACUAGAUGUGCGUAUUGUGUGUGCGUGUGUUUGUACGUGUAGCAGAAAGCAAAUAUUAGAACGGAUUGUGUUUGCUUGGUAGAGUAGCAGUAGGCAAAGAAGCAUACAAAACCCCAUCAUCAUCCCCCAGCUUGUACAGUGCGUGUGUCCCUAGCCUUUCCCUAGCCAUGUAAGCUCUCUGUUACGUACGUAAACUCCCGACGACGAGUCCUGCCGCAGGAUCAGUGCACUGAGCAGGUUCGAUCACGCACGAAGCAACUUUGGUGACAAGAAGUUUAGCAGUGAACGAAACACGAGCGUACGUCGUUUGAAUUUCGACCAAAAAGGGGGUUUUGCAGUGCGUUUGACUUGCGUAUAGUUUGGUGUAUAAAGCAAACCCGUCUCGGUGUUGUCAAUGGGAAGCUAGCUUUAAGAUAACGCCGCCAAUCGAACGCCACGCGUACCGAUCGUUUGUGGCACUACAAACGAACGUAACAUUCUCUUUCUUUCGCUCCUGAAUGGGGGAGAGAAAUUAAACGAUUGAAAUAUGCACUGACCGGCCGGGGGGGGGAGGCACAGGUUCGAGAAGGUGGUUUGCGCGUGGCUGGAAGAAGGAAAAUCGAAUCGGUGAAUCAAACGCGAAAGCAAACGAAAGUAAAACGCGCCACACACGCGCGCGCGCUCGCGCGUAGUUCGAGAGAGGUUACAGUAAACAAGCUAGAAAGGUACGGUGAAAGAUUGAAGCGGAACGUAAGCGAGAAUACUAGUAGAAGAAAUUUACUUCACUAAAGCGUGCCUUGAGUGUGGAAUUACGGAAGAGGCGUAGCAGAGGAAGCGUAAAAAGUAAAGCGCGCAAGUACGCAAAAAUAAAGUGCAACAAAACCGUGUUACCAAAGAAAAAAAAAGCGAAGCAAAUAAAGCAAGAUAGGAAAGAUAAGCAAACCCGCGGUAGGAAAGAAUAUAAUUGAAUUCGCGUUCGGCGGCGUAACGCUCGGAAAACGGUAGUGCGCGAAGCGAGUGAAAAUAGAGUGUUGAGCGGCGGAACCGAGAGCGAAGAGUGAAGUGAAUUCCUGAUCGCACGUGUCCUUGCACCCGUGUCAGCAGCGUUCGUUCCGGAAAUGGCUCCACCGACAGCGGCCCAGUUGCUGCACCGACCGGCACCGGUCUUGCUGCUGCUGCUGGUGUCGUUCCUUGCGACCAGCUGCAUCGCCGAUGAACUCAUCGAAACAGACAGUCAUCGUUACCGAGUCGAGCCGUUUCCGAUGGACUCCAUUCACAAAGGUAAUUAUAAUCAAUGGCUGCAAGUUUUUCCAUCCCCGAUGGAGUCCCGCAAGGCGCAAGGAUGCCACGGGAAUCAAACUCCCCUCCAAAGGAUGCGCCUCCUCCCAUCGGCGGGUGUUAUUACGCAAGCGAUUGUGAUGAAAGCGGGAGGCACCAUCGCACGCCAACAUUUCGCCCCUAUUGACCUCCUCUGCAAGGACGUCCUGUGUCCGGAGUGCCCUCCGGAUAGCUACCCGUUGAACGAAAUAGACACCGGUAGCAACGCAAGCGACAACGACGACGACGACGGCGACGGCGAUAGCGAUGAAAACGACGAUACGGCACACGCCAGCGGCGGCAGCGUUUUUACACGAGUAGGGCGCGCGAUCGCCAUGAACCACCAUGCCCAUGGACCGAUCAAGAUUACCCCGAGUGCAUUGCAGUUCUUACUUCCCAACAUCUUGCAGGUGCAGCCCCGACACCGGCACCAGCAGAAGCGCAGCACCUCACCAUCCGGUCACAUCGUCGAGACGGUCCCGGUGGACUUUGACCGGCAUCUCGCCCUGCAAGACCGGUGCUGCCCGAAAUGCGCCUGUCACGCGUGCCAACCGGCAAACUGUACGCGCAGCUUCCGCUCGAUGCACGACGACGAACAGCCAGCACCGGCCGGUCAGCCCGGAAACUGCUGCCCGGAAGUGCUCUGCCCGAUGUGCCACUCGGAUGGGAAAGCCCGGCGCAUGUACUUCGACGGUGACCAGGUGUACGAUGAGAACCCCUGCAAACAGAACUGCCGGUGCAGCGCGGGCCAAAUCAUCUGCCAGAUUCCGUUCUGCAAGCCGCUCAACUGCCCGCACAAGAAGCAGAUCGCGGACCAAUGCUGCCCGGUGUGCGACGAGUCGAUGUCCAUCUUCUGCUCGACGGAGGACAUCAACUGCGAUUUGAGCUGCCAGUACGGGUACGUGCGUCAGGCACCCGACGGUUGCGCGUACUGUAAGUGUGCCAGCGCACCAAUCAACGACACCAUCACCACCACCGCUAACUGGGGAGCGAUGCCGACGAUGGUGGACAGCAAGCAGCACCCAGCAGUCACAACAUCGGACGCCACCAACAACGAGGCGGAACAGCUCGAUACGUCCUCCUCCAUCGUAAGCGAUCCGGUCGAUCUGAAAAACGGUGCACCUAACGAGUGGCGCCCUAAGCUGCUGAUCGUGGUGAUCGCGAUCCUCGUCAUGCUGUUUCUGGGGAUCUCAUAUCUGUGGAGCUUGAGAAAAAGGGGUUGGUGCGUAAAAAACCUGCCCAGGCUCUGCCUGCAGGACAUCAAGCAGAUGCCAGCGAGCAAGAGCGACUACAAUCGCGUUUCCAGCAUGGCCCCACCGGUUGUAACGUCAUCGGGAAGCACCCCGGUUGGCGCGGGUUGCAGUAUGGCCUAA
Messenger RNA from Anopheles nili, 2686 nucleotides. RefSeq lists its product as uncharacterized. Gene Ontology annotation, molecular function: protein binding. Bases 1115 to 2686 code for a protein of 523 amino acids. Lineage: Eukaryota; Metazoa; Arthropoda; Insecta; Diptera; Culicidae. The transcript has 4 exons. The record is from RefSeq and is a predicted model, not a curated record.